UUUAGAGGGCAUGAAGAACAGAAUAUUUACGUUUUACAUGCCAUAACUAGUAGAUUAAUAGGCGAUGCCGCCGCGUUAUUAUCCGAGCGCGAAGAUAUUAAUACUUGGCCCGCUUUAAAGGAAUUACUAGAACAGCAUUUUGGUGAUCCGCGUAGUGAGGAUUGCAUAAAAAUCUCUCUCGAGUCCUGUAAAAUUAAAUCCGGCGAAAGUUACCUUGAAUUUUGUAAUAGGAUACAGAAUAUUCGAUCAUUAUUAAUAUCGAAGGUAAAUUUAUCGGUAGAUACGGAAAUGAAACGCGCGAAAAUUGCGAUUUAUAAUCAUACAGCCCUGAACGUUUUCUUGUAUAAUUUACCCGAGAGCAUGGUGCGUAUUGUAAGACUGAAAUCACCUAGUACAUUAGAACAGGCUUUAGAAAUCGUUUUAGAAGAAGUUAAUUUUCACGAGCAAUACCAAUCACGCAAUCGUAUCCACAAUAAUACAACGCUGCCGAAGCAAACGCCUAACGUUACGGUGCCCCAAUUUUUACAAAAUAAUCCUCAACAAAGAUUUAAUUUCGGGAUACCAAAUGUACCUCAAAAUGCACAGCAGCCAAAAUUUGGUUUUAAAUUUACAUCCCAACAACCGUUUAAUAAAAAUCCACAAUUUGGUUAUAAGCCACCGUUUAAUAAAAACCCACAGUUCGGGUAUAGGCCUUCAUUCAAUCAAAAUCCACAGUUUGGUUAUAGGCCUACAUUUAAUCAAAACCCACAAUUUGGUUAUAGGCCUCCUCAAACUUUUGGUAUGAAGCCGCAGCAUUUCGGUCAAAGACCUCCACAAAAUAACCGCUUUGAGUCUACUGACGUUUCCAUGAGGACGGCACCCCCUCGACCACAAAUAACUCAGCAAGGUUUUAGACUGAAUGAAACCGACAUACAUAAUGACAAUUUACUAUAUGACAAUAAUUAUUACUAUGACUAUAACCCUUACGACUAUACGAAUUACGAAUACGAUGAGAAUGAUAUUUAUACACCCACUGACGAUACUGAAGACAUUAAUGUGCUUCCGUCUGAUGAAGAAAAUUUUCAAACGGAAGCCUCUACAAAGGAGAAAUCAUAGAAUUAAAUUGCGAUCCAAAUCUGAAAUUGCCACACAUUUAUAUUCCUGAAAUUAAUUCCAAAUUUAUGAUUGAUACUGGGAGCACGCGAUCAUUUAUCAGCCCCCGAAUUGCCUAUCAAUAUUUUCCGAAUUUUAUAAAAUAUGAACCCUUUAAAGUUAUAAGCACCCAUGCAUCCAGUCAACAUGACGAAGUUAUAGAAAUUCCGCUUUUUCCAACGUUAAAUACCCCUGACGACCACAAAUUUCAUUUGUAUGACGUAGACGAACGCUAUGACGGACUUAUUGGUAAUGACCUACUAAAAAAAAUAGACGCAAUAAUUGACCUGAAACAUUUGCUACUGAGAACCAGGAACACAGACAUCCCCAUCAUUAAUAAUAACUUAGAUUAUAUUAUCCACUUGCCACCCCGAUGUGAGCAGAAGGUAAAAAUUCCUACCGACCUUCACUCAGGUGUUGCAGUAAUCGACUUUAAAGAAUUUAAACCCGGAGUAAGAAUGCCCUCAGCAUUAGUUAACUGUAAUAAUGGCUAUGCAACAACAAUAAUCCAGAAUAGCGUAGAAUCACCCAUGACUCUGAAAAUUAACGAACCUCUUCAAACAUCAGACCCUUCCGAUUGUAACUUUGUACAUAACGACAAACACAACGACAACGAAGAUGACGAAUUACUCAAAAAUAAUUUAUCAAAGCUGAGACUUGACCACACUAGCGAAAUAGAGCGUAAUAAGAUAUUCGCCCUAUGUCACGAAUAUAGGGACAUAUUUUAUUGCGAACAAAUCCCAUUAAGUUUUACCAACGAAGUUAAACAUAAAAUUAAUACCAAAAACGAAGACCCGAUUUUUG
Molecule: messenger RNA, 1935 nt
Organism: Colias croceus (clouded yellow)
Lineage: Eukaryota; Metazoa; Arthropoda; Insecta; Lepidoptera; Pieridae
Exons: 1
Source: RefSeq, a predicted model, not a curated record